UCAAUCUCCUCCUAGACCCCCAACCUAUUUAAGUGCAAGAAGAGGAGAUGACGCAGACACGCAAGCACGUUCUGGUUAUCGGCUCGGUGAAUGCCGACAUCGUCGUGGAGAUCAGUCGCCUACCCGUGCGCGGUGAAACAUUAUCCGCAUCCAAGGCGGAUACCGGCAAGUUCUUUCCGGGUGGCAAGGGCAGCAACCAGGCUGCUGCAGCAGGCAAGAUCAUCGGCUCCAAUCACCCGACGCUGUGCGCAAAGUUCGCUGGCCAAUUUGGCAACGACACGCACGGAGAGGCACUCCAGACAGCACUGCAAGGCUCUGAUGUGGACACAGCGCUGGCUGGGCACCCAGCCUGUCCGUCAGGUCAGGCAUUUGUGUUCGUCUACCCGGACGGCGACAACUCAAUCGUUAUCGUGGGUGGUGCCAACCGGGCGUGGCCUGAAGAGCUGCCAGCCCCAUUAACGGACGCCAUCAAGUCGGCGGCUAUCAUUUUGCUGCAGUGCGAAAUUCCUGAGCGCAUCAACGCGUUGGUGGCCAAAACUGCUGCGGAGACCAACGUACCUGUCAUGUGGGACACUGGAGGUGACGAUACUCUGAUCCCGGCUGACUUGCUGCCAUUGUUGACGUACGUUUGCCCCAACGAGACGGAGCUGGCACGUUUGACCAAACGCGAGGUGAACAACACCGACGAUGCCAUAGCCGCCGCGCGGUAUCUGCAGGAGCAGGGUGCUAAGAACGUGCUGGUCUCCUUGGGCUCAGACGGAUCUGUGUUUAUUCCUGUUGAUAGCUCGGAAGUAGUGGUGCACCAGAAGUGCUUCAAGGUGGAGAAGGUGGUUGACACGACGGGUGCAGGAGACUGCUACCGUGGAGCGUUUGCCGUUGCUUUUGCUGAAGGCCGAGAGGUGCAGGAUUGUAUGGCUCGCGCUGCUGCUGCCAGCGCUCUUUGCGUGCAACGUGCUGGCGCACUCCCUAGUCUGCCGACUGGUGACGAGGUCGUGGCUUUUCUCAAUGAGAACGGUUUGUAGAGCACCGCGAAGAAGUGCUAGUUUUCGUGUUGGACUAGAUUUCUAAACACUCACGCGUUAGUUAUCAGCUCCUUGCAACUUA
Phytophthora infestans T30-4 is the source of this 1104-nucleotide messenger RNA. Its product is annotated as ribokinase, putative. Gene Ontology annotation, molecular function: ribokinase activity. The coding region runs from base 48 to 1022 and encodes 324 amino acids. The transcript has a single exon. Gene Ontology annotation, biological process: D-ribose metabolic process. The record is from RefSeq and is a predicted model, not a curated record. NCBI's taxonomy places the organism in Eukaryota, Oomycota, Peronosporomycetes, Peronosporales, Peronosporaceae.